GCGAUCCACUUCCGGCGAGGCGCCCGUGCGUGUGUGGAGGCGCGGGAAGGUCGGGGCCCGGCAUGGAGGCUUCCUCGGCGGCGGGGGACCUGGGGGCGGCCGUGAACGACCCCCAGCUGCAGCACUUCAUCGAGGUGGAGACGCAGAAGCAGCGCUUCCAGCAGCUGGUGCACCAGAUGACCGAGCUGUGCUGGGAGAAAUGCAUGGACAAACCGGGCCCAAAGCUGGACAGCAGAGCAGAGGCCUGCUUUGUGAACUGCGUGGAGCGGUUCAUUGAUACUAGCCAGUUUAUCCUCAACCGGUUGGAACAGACGCAGAAAUCCAAGUCUGCCUUCUCUGAAAACCUCUCGGACUGAACUUGAAGCUAUGGCAACCAUGUUUUCUUCAUUGAAGGGGAAGCAGAGGAGGUGGUGGAAGGAGCAGAAGAAAGGAUCUUUAGUGAUAAGCUAUGUAGAAGGUCGACUGCCACGUUUGUGAUGGACUUCUGAGCUUCAUGACCACCUUUCUCAACUCAAGUUUUAAAUUCCCAUUGUACGAACAUCAGCAGAUGAAUAAGGCUGUGCAGAAUCACGCACGUACUGCUUAACAUGGGCUUGUGUUGCCCCACGUUUUUUAAUAAAUGGUUUCCGUUUUGGAUAAUGGAAACUUUAUACCAGAAUUGUGAUUUGAACAGCAUGCUUUCCCGACGGUGAUUCCAGGGAAGCACGCCUGUUCAUGCUUAAGAACGUCUUUCUUUUUGAGAUUUAAGAAUAUGGAAAUCUUGAGACACUAAUGUGAAUGAUGGGACGAACGGGUGCAGAUGUGCCUUUAAAAUGGUACUAUGUUUUAGCACUGUUAAUUUAAGCAGUAUGAAUUGCUUGCCUGCCGCUUGCUUGAAAUAUGCAGCUGAGUUGCCUUUGAAAAGCUGUAACUGGAUGUGGCAGUUGCACAAAGGGAGGCAGGCUCAGUUUGCGGGAAUGUGCCAGUCAAGACGUGUUGUCUGUCACAAGGUGCUUUUUCCAAACCCUUCUUAGCACAGCUGGAAAGAAUGCUACAGAGGGCACGUGUCUGUUUUGGGAGGGACUGUCACUCAUGUGGUUAUGUAAAUGUUUCACUUAAGAAGUCCAAAAGGCAAUCCUGACUUUCUCCAUUAACUCCUUUCCUCUUGAUCAGUGGAAUAAACAUAAACUGGAUCCAUUUUCCAA
This is a messenger RNA of Anolis sagrei ordinatus, 1184 nucleotides long. It is a transcript of the gene TIMM8A, whose product is annotated as translocase of inner mitochondrial membrane 8A. NCBI's taxonomy places the organism in Eukaryota, Metazoa, Chordata, Lepidosauria, Squamata, Anolidae. The record is from RefSeq and is a predicted model, not a curated record.